AUGGCGCCGCCCACGCGACGGCAGGCGGCCGCCUGGCGACGCGGAGCCGCUCUGUGCUCCCUCGCGGCGGUGGCGCUGCUGCGGCGCGGGCUGCCGUCGGCGGCGUACACCGCCGGCCGCGCGCCGGCCCCGGAGGUGCAGCGCCGAGGCGCCCUCUCCGCCGCCGCGGUGGCGGCGGCCGCCUGGCCCCUGGGCGAGCACGGCGCCGCUCUCGCCGAGAGCCCCCCGCAGUCGCUGGACGACAUCUCUGGUUUCGAGGGGAAGCGCACGGACGUGAAUGGACGGUGGAGCUGCAUAUCGGCGCCCUACGGCGGUAGCAAGGACCUCAACCAGCGGGCCGUGUACAAGAAAGACUCCCAGGAGCUCUACCUCAUGGUGAACGACUGCGGCCAGUUCCAGAUCAACAGCAAGGUCACCGGGGAGUGCACAGGAUUCGCGAGGCAAGAGGGCAAGGGCAAGUGGCUGAUCGACGGAGCCACGGUAGACGGCAAGGUGAAAGUAAAGCCUGCGGUGACCCUCAAGAAGGGAGACAAGGUCGAGGUCCUGAAGGAUUUCAAGUCUGAUGACGAGGGUGAAAUCAAGUUGUCAAAGGGCCUGGCCGGCGUCGUGACGGAGGGGAAUAGACGGCGAGGGCGACGCCGAUAUCGAGUUCGACAAGGUCGGGGGGGCCUUCAUUUUCAAGGAGAACUGGGGCAAGCUGAAGAAGCUCUGAGGGGGGCGCCGUGGGAGGCCCGCCGGCCGCAGAGCGCGCCACCACGGCCCAGAAGGCCGAGCCGAGCCCUGCGCCCCUCCUGCGCGGGCGGCCCCCCCCUGGGCCGCUGGGGGAGAAGGCGAGCCCGGAGCGCAGCUGGUCGAGCGGCCUCGCGGUGGCGCCCCCUUUCCCUCGCCUGCUGGUACGUGCCCCGCGGAUGCGCGCCGGCAAGCAAUAUUUUUCAAUACACGCGCUCGGCGCCCCCAUCGGGUCAGACGGAAGGGGCGGAUUGGGAGAGGGGGGUCGCGACAUCUGCUGCAUGCAGCUGGUUUCGGCCUGGGCAGUUUCUCUGA
This is a messenger RNA of Prorocentrum cordatum, 1044 nucleotides long. NCBI's taxonomy places the organism in Eukaryota, Dinophyceae, Prorocentrales, Prorocentraceae. The record is from the annotation of a GenBank genome assembly.